AUGGGUUUGUUCGGUGAGUCCUAUUUCCUCUUCAGCAUCGGAACGUUGCAGCCUUUUUGGAACAUUGUGUACCCGGAAUGCUUCACCAGCAGCAGCGACGACCACGAGACCGCCGACGCGAGUGUCUGUCGACCGCGGCUGCGGCAAUCCUUAACGUACUCUAUCGUCCUCGAUGUGAUCUCGGGUAUGCUAGUGAUUGGCUAUGCCGCUAAUGUGAUAGGACGUCGGAAAGGUUCCAUUCUCACGGCAUCUCUCAUGAGCGGCGCCUCCAUUGCGUUGACGCUUCUUUCUUACACGGCACUCUCGUCGCCAAACUUGUUUCGAUGCAUGAGCUGCGUGCUGUUUGUUUUUGGGGUUGGCGUCGGUGGCGAGUAUCCCCUGUCCGCCUCCUCGGCUUCGGAAAAGGCCAUGGUUUCCUCGUCUUCCCAGCGCCGACUACUAACACCCAGACAACAAGAGCGCGGCAGAUCGGAAUCUACCAUGGAUGGAUUGUAUACCGUCAUGGAAGACGACAACGAUAUACGCCAUCAUACGCACGCAGAGGAAAUUGACAGCAUCAAGUCCCCUCUGCCAACGUCCUCUCCCAACCGUGGACGGCAGGUCCAACUCGUGUUUACCAUGCAGGGGGUGGGGAUCUUUUGCAACUCACUUAUAAUCACUACACUUAUCAUCGUCUUUGACCAAACGGGUGACGCUAUCCGCGACACAAAUAACUAUGACGAUGAUGCCGGCAUCUCCUACAGCUACAAUCACAAUGCACUCCUCAGCAUUUGGCGGUGGACAUAUAUCCUUGGUGCUGUCGUGCUUACUUGUGCAUGGCUGUCCCGAAUACGACACCUUCCCGAAUCGACCGUCUGGAAACAAGACAAGGAUCACCUUGAAGAAUUGGCUCGCGACGCUCUUCGGCAGCAUCACCAGCAGCAGAUGGUAAGCGCUAUCACCGGAUACAGUAAGAGCUCUCCAGCGGCACAAUCACAGCUGUAUACAACGCUGUCGCCCUCCAAAUCCGAAAUUUCAGUUGCCACAUCAGUUUCGUCUCUUUCGGUACCGUCCUUGCUGGCUAACGAUUCCUUAUCGAUCCGCGAUGCUCCCUCUAUCGAUACCGAACGUAAUUUACGAGCGACUUCGACCGCCCUUUUUUUGCGCAACUAUGGCGUCCGCCUGUUUGGAGCAAAGCUCAUUUUGAUCGCUCUGACAGGACCCGACACAACCGUGCUAGAGUUUGCAUUGGCGGCCACCCUAAACGCGGCUGUGGCCUUGCUCGGGUACUUUGGUGCCGCGAUUUUGUUGGAUGUGGUUGGACGAAGGAAACUUCAGCAGUUCGGAUUCUUACUCACAGGAACUUUGUUUGUGGCCUGUGGAUUCUUGUACGAACAGCUAUCGUCCACCAUGUUGAUUGCAUUGUACUUGGGAUCAUCGCUUUUCGCACGACAUUUUUGGUACCGGCCGAAAUUUUCCCGACGUCCCAACGCACCAUGUGCCACGGAAUUGCCGCCGCUUCAGGAAAAUGCGGCGCCCUGCUUGCAGCCGUUCUCUUUCACUACGUCGGCGACGUAA
Messenger RNA from Phaeodactylum tricornutum CCAP 1055/1, 1557 nucleotides. RefSeq lists its product with no specific name. The transcript is spliced from 2 exons. The coding region runs from base 1 to 1557 and encodes 518 amino acids. Gene Ontology annotation, cellular component: membrane. The record is from RefSeq and is a predicted model, not a curated record. Gene Ontology annotation, molecular function: transmembrane transporter activity. Gene Ontology annotation, biological process: transmembrane transport. Lineage: Eukaryota; Bacillariophyta; Bacillariophyceae; Surirellales; Neidiaceae.